This is a messenger RNA of Mycena indigotica, 1617 nucleotides long. RefSeq lists its product as uncharacterized. The coding region runs from base 1 to 1617 and encodes 538 amino acids. NCBI's taxonomy places the organism in Eukaryota, Fungi, Basidiomycota, Agaricomycetes, Agaricales, Mycenaceae. The record is from RefSeq and is a predicted model, not a curated record. The transcript has 8 exons.
AUGACUUCCAAGAGCGCUAGUCGCAACCGGUCAGGGCCCGGUGCCGUUUCUCUCCCUUCUCUUCACGGCGGGUCAUCGGAUUCACGCCACACGAUUCGACCGACCAUGUCCCCCAGGCUCGUUUCGUUUCUCUUCACGUUCAUUGUCUUCGUCUGUGCUAUCACUCCGGCUCGUGCUCAAACCAACAAGAUCUUCCAAUGGCAAUUUGCUCAGGCUCUCUCACAGUCCCUCCCGUCGUGUCGGUCGCUUGGCAUUCAAGUCAAGCCAUUCUUUGCGACCAACAAUACCCAUGGUGUUCCCCCAUUCUACAUGAUGAGCUUCCCCGUAAAUGGGAUGGGUACCCCUCAUAACACUCUUAUUGGCACGGAUGAGAGCAAUCUUGCGUGGACAGUUGACCAACCUGUUGGCGCUCAGCUCCUCCUGUAUGUUAUGGACUCAACAGGCAGUUCUGGGGGCGUUCCUCCUCAACUUUUCACAGUUGUCGCUGGUUCAUCGACCCAGUGCAUUCCUGCUGCCCCAACUGGCGCCCCGUUCACGGUCACUGCGAAUGUCACCGACACUCUCACUACUUGUCAAGCAUGGGGACUUACCAUCCAAGGCGGAACCCCUCCUUACAACGUCACUUUCGCUGCCCUCAAUUCUCCCGUUGUUACCAAUGUUACCAUGGGUCCCGUAGAUGACGCCUUCACUUUCAUCGACCGUGCCGACCCAGGCACUCAGUUGAUUGCUGCUAUUAGUGACCUAAAUGGCCGUUGGGCUUCCGGGACACCUAUUGUCAAAACCACUGGCUCGACCAAUGUUGACUGUGUGGGACUGGUCAGCAAGAGCGGCACGGCAGCGGAGAUCAAGCAACAGGCUUUGCAAGCAGCAGCGACGUCCAAGGCUCGCCAUCAGUCUGCCAUCAUCGCUGGCGUUGUUGUUACAAUCGUGGUUCUCCUUUUGCUGGCGGGCGUGGGAGUAUUCCUUUUCCUUCGUCGCCGCAAAGCUCUCAAAAAGACGGACAAAAUAACACCUCGUCAAUUUGAGAGUGGUGUUGGCGGUAUCAAUGUUGCGCCAGCAUACACAGAACAUGGAACUCAUAUCCUCUCCAUCAACUCGUUCAUCAGCCCUUCUUCGCCUACAGAGGUCAAGAGCCCUUCACAAUCCAACUUUUCGUCCCCUACCAAUACUUCAGCGGUCGGGUCCCUUGUUGGCUAUGACCGGCAACGCAUGAUGAGCGCGAUUCCUCCUCAGGACAAUGCUUCCAUCUCGUCAGUCCCACUAUCGACAACAACGGGUGGAGCGCUCAGCGUGCGUAAUCCACACCCCCACCGACCAGCAGUAUUUAGCAACUUCCCCACUGCGUCGGUGCGACGAUCAGCGAAGGCAAUUGAAGCGGGCAUGACAUCGAGCAUUUCGGAGGAUUCCGAGUUCUAUGAUGCAGCCACUACUUCCCGCUCUGUUGAACGUAGCCUCUCCGCUGGGCCCACCAGUGUCAUGGGACGUCAACCCUCACCCGCUCGUUCUGCCUCUGUUGGUGCCAAUACUCCAGCAGCGCAGGAGAUUAUCUACCAACACCAGGACGCGGGUGUUGUGCGCGAGCUUCCGCCACCAUAUAUGGGCCCACCACAGUCAUAA